This is a messenger RNA of Vicia villosa (hairy vetch), 309 nucleotides long. Its product is annotated as probable prolyl 4-hydroxylase 10. Gene Ontology annotation, cellular component: endoplasmic reticulum. Gene Ontology annotation, biological process: peptidyl-proline hydroxylation to 4-hydroxy-L-proline. The record is from RefSeq and is a predicted model, not a curated record. NCBI's taxonomy places the organism in Eukaryota, Viridiplantae, Streptophyta, Magnoliopsida, Fabales, Fabaceae. The coding region runs from base 1 to 309 and encodes 102 amino acids. Gene Ontology annotation, molecular function: procollagen-proline 4-dioxygenase activity. The transcript is spliced from 3 exons.
AUGGCUAUUCCUGCUGAGAGUUUCCCCUUUUGCGCUAUUGAGCCUAAUGAGGAGCAUGGUGAAGGCCUACAAGUUCUCCAUUAUGAAGUUGGACAAAAGAAUGUACCUCAUUUGGAUUACUUUGAAGAUAAGUAUAAUACUCUAAACAUGGUUGAUAUUGGUGUGCACUUUGUAUAUUUUGAUGAUAUAGUUCAAAUGUUGAAGAAGGGGAAAAAAGGACUUUCAAUUAAGCCAAAGAUGAGUGAUGCUAUAUUUUUCUGGAGCAUGAAGCCUAAUGCAACUUUAGAUACAUCGAGUUUGUACGAUUAG